Myotis daubentonii (Daubenton's bat) is the source of this 3310-nucleotide messenger RNA. It is a transcript of the gene PLPP3, whose product is annotated as phospholipid phosphatase 3. Gene Ontology annotation, cellular component: plasma membrane. NCBI's taxonomy places the organism in Eukaryota, Metazoa, Chordata, Mammalia, Chiroptera, Vespertilionidae. Gene Ontology annotation, molecular function: phosphatidate phosphatase activity; sphingosine-1-phosphate phosphatase activity. The record is from RefSeq and is a predicted model, not a curated record. Gene Ontology annotation, biological process: phospholipid metabolic process; cell-cell adhesion; signal transduction.
GAGCCAAGUGAGGAGGUCCCUCUCGUUCCCUCUCUCUCUUUUUAAAGGACCUCGUGAAAUAAAAGUGCAGAAAACAAACCCGAGGCGAUCACAACAGCAGCCGCGGCGGCGGCAGCAGCAGGAGGAGGAAAAGUUGGAGCUGGGCUGGCGCUGCGGAGCGGCCGGGCCCCGCGCAGCUCCCAUUCAUUAAGUCGCCAGCUGCGGAGGAAGGUGGCCGAGCGCCCGCGCUGCCCACUCGCUCGCUCGCUCUCCCAGGCACACGCCAGCCCAGCGCGCCCCGAGCCGCGCAGCUCUGCACAACUUUCUGCUCGGGAUUUGGCUCUCUUCCUCUUGGACUUUCGAACGAUUUGGGGUUGAGAGAGGAAGAAAGCAGAGGCAGCCAAGGGGAGCAGAAAACACCACCGUCUGCGUUGGAAGCAGGCAGCGGAGCCGCACUCUCGCCUCCCUCCGCUCCCCAAACCCGGGCCGACCCGCCACUCUCCCGAGCAGCCUCGGCCAGGAAGCGAGCCCCGCGUCUGCGUGUGUGUCCGCUGUUGCGGGGCGUCUUCGCGGGGCGGGAGGAUCGCGCCGCAGCCAGCGCCAUGCAAAACUACAAGUACGACAAGGCGAUCGUCCCGGAGAGCAAGAACGGCGGCAGCCCGGCGCUCAACAACAACCCGAGGAAGGGCGGCAGCAAGCGGGCGCUGCUCAUCUGCCUCGACCUCUUUUGCCUCUUUCUGGCUGGCUUGCCCUUCCUGAUCAUUGAGACCAGCACCAUCAAGCCUUACCACCGAGGGUUCUACUGCAAUGAUGACAGCAUCAAGUAUCCCCUGAAAACUGGCGAGACAAUAAAUGAUGCUGUGCUCUGCGCCGUGGGGAUCGUCAUCGCCAUCCUCGCGAUCAUCACAGGGGAAUUCUACCGGAUCUAUUACCUGAAGGAGAAGUCCCGGUCCACAAUUCGGAAUCCCUACGUGGCAGCCCUCUAUAAGCAAGUAGGUUGCUUCCUCUUUGGCUGUGCCAUCAGCCAGUCCUUCACAGACAUUGCCAAAGUCUCCAUAGGACGUCUGCGUCCUCAUUUCUUGAGCGUCUGCAACCCUGACUUCAGCCUCAUCAACUGCUCCGAGGGCUACAUUCAAAACUACAAAUGCAGAGGCGAUGACAGCAAAGUCCAGGAAGCCAGGAAGUCCUUCUUCUCUGGCCACGCCUCCUUCUCCAUGUACACCAUGCUGUAUUUGGUGCUGUACCUUCAGGCCCGCUUCACUUGGCGAGGUGCUCGUCUGCUCCGGCCCCUCCUGCAGUUCACCCUGGUCAUGAUGGCCUUUUACACAGGACUGUCCCGCGUAUCUGACCACAAGCACCAUCCCAGCGACGUCCUGGCAGGAUUUGCUCAAGGAGCCCUGGUCGCCUGCUGCAUAGUUUUCUUCGUGUCUGACCUCUUCAAGACCAAGACGGCACUCUCCCUGUCUCCCCCCAUCAGGAAGGAGAUCCUCUCACCUGUGGACAUUAUCGACAGGAACAAUCACCACAACAUGGUGUAGGCGCCGCCCACCUCCUGAGCUGUUCUUGUAAAAUGACUGCUGACAGCAAGGUCUUGCUGCUCUCCAAUCUCAUCAGACAGUAGAAUGUAGGGAAAAACUUUUUACCCAACUGAUUUUACAAAGGAAAAAAAAAAGUCUUACUUUGUGGCCUUCCAAAAUAGGUAGUGUUCACCUAUGUGGAGACAACAGCAAACUAACACCAAGUGCCAGAAUCCUGGAUGUGCAGUUGGUUGAAGUGUUCAUGUUCUAGUGAACACGGGCUUGUUCUGGAACAAACACUAAAAGGUUUUGAGUAGAGUCUGCCGGUCACCUUUGUGACCUGAGAUGUGUCCCAGGCUUGUGAGAAAAGCUCAAAUUCACAUUGUAGCACGUGAUGCCAGAAAUAGCACUGAAGAAAGAAAAUAGCCAUUGGGGGGAGACUCCCCUCUUGCAUCUCUCUGUCCACACCACUCUAUCUUUUACUGUGACUUUGGUUCAGGAUGUUGUUGUUUUUAAGUGUUGUUGUUGUUUAAUACAGAGACAGAGCAAAUGCUUCGUCAAACGAUCAGAUCCUGAAUCCAGAUUCCUAGACUUAAAGCCUUAUCACCCACUUCCUGGCCCAUCGGCCAACACCACAGUCCCUCACAUUAGUGAUUAGGAGACUCUUUGUGGAUGAGUGAAUUUCACAAAUAGCACAAUUUCAGAAGAGAUCGAGGGUCCAGGCCCUCAUUUGUCUUCUUUGGACACAUCAUCCUGUGUUGUUGAAACAUGGAUUGCAGGAUGCUGACGUAUAUCAAUCACCCGGGCACUUGCACGCUCUUAGUAAUGGCUAGCUUUGGUUACUGCUUUCCCCCUUGAAAUCCUUGCUCUGUGCCCAUCGGGAUUUCCUGCGAGGGUCCGGAGACGAGCCAAGGCAUGGUCUGCAGCCGGCUGAUGGAAAGCAGCCUUCCGUACACGAGAUGGGGGAGUGAAGGGGCAAGAAUGAAAAAUGAACCAACCUUUUUGCUACUCAAAGUCAGGAUGAGCCAGAGUAGCAGACGGUCUCAUGCCUGAGAGGUUGCCCUUCCAGAUAACAGAGCUGAUGAGGGUCUCUGAGGGAGUCGCUCUUGCUAAGUUGUGUAAAGCACUACUGUCUUGGGGUUGAUCUCUAGGGCAGAUCUUGGUAGGUUCUGCUGGGCAGAACACAUGGGUUAAAUCUCCGUAGAGAGUUUUCAUCCUGUAUCCGUCCUCCCAGGUGAGGUCCACUCUAAGCAGUAGGCAGGACCCCUUCUACUGAACCUUUGAGGAAAGGAGGAAGGAAGAAAUGCUUUCAGAUCUCAGAUGCACACCGGGCUAAAUGUAACCACAAGGAUCAACCACGAGCACAUCUUUACCACAGAAGCCGUCCUGUCAUUUCAACAUAUAGCAAGCUAUGAUUUUUAUAUAUAAAUAUUAUAUAAAUAAUGUAUAAAACAUUAAAAGUAACUAUGUAAAAUAUUAUUUCUGAAACAAUUUUAGCUAUAUCCACUAUGAUUAUAAACUGUGUCUCGACCUGUGUUAUUUCAUUAGCUGCUUAAAAAAGCAUUGAGUUAAUUUUUUUAAUAUCAACUAAAAUAUUGUAGUUCUGUGGUAGACAUUGUUUUACAAUAAAAGAAAUAACUGCAACUAGAGAAAACUGUAUAAAAACAUUAAAUUGUCAGUAUUUUUGUAAGGUUCCAUUUUGUAAAGAGAAUAAUAUUCAAAGACUUUUGUAGAAUACAAAGUGAAAACUUGUAUCUGCGAAACUAUACUUGUAUUAAAUGUGCUUUUUAAAUAAAAGCUCAUAACACAACUAA